AUGUCUUUGUUGCUUCGUUUGUGUCUGGCAAUAUGAGGAAACCCCACGAAGGGGUAGAUUUUCUUCCUAGCUUACUACCUGCAAAUGCUAGAUCUUUUUCUAUCUUUUUGUUCUGACAUUUUUCUUUUUAUCAGCUAUGACAGAAGAAGUAACAUAUGCUAAUCUGAAAUUUGAAAACAGCCAUGAGCUGGAUAAUAUCACAAAGCGUGAAGAUACUAAGGAAAAAGGGCCUCCCACUUCAUCCCGCUCUUCCUGGCCAGUAGUCCUGAUUUUGUUCACGUUGUGUCUGACAUUAUUGACGGCGCUGGUGGCCCUGGCAGUUUUAUUUUUCCAGAUUCACAAGGACUACAGGACACAACUUAGAGACCUCAACAUGACAAAGAAUGAGCUGCAAGCAAAUUUCUCAAAUAUGCUGCAAACAAUAGGAAAUCAGCUGUGCUUGGAUGGGGAAAGCAAACUUAAAAAUAAUGGCCAAAACUGUGUACUCUGCCCUGCAAACUGGAAGUGGGAAGGUAAUGAUAUGUGUUACUACCACUCUGAGGAAAAAGAGUCAUCAGAACAAAGUCAUCAGUUUUGUUCCUCACAAAACUCUACUCUUCUUCUGAUAAAAGAGGCCGCAAAGCUGGAAUUGGUAAAAAAAUUUCCCAGACGAAUAUACUGGCUUGGAUUAACAUUUAGAGCUGAACAGAAAGAAUGGUAUUGGGUAGACAACACAGCUCUUACAGAAGAACAGAAGUCUUGGGCAAAUAACCUAAACUCCCUUCAACCCUGUGCAUAUUUUUAUUAUGAAUUCGUAUAUAGCAUGUCAUGCAGAGAAAAGCUUUACUAUGUCUGUGAAAAGCCCGCCAUCCAAUUACAUCGAGGUAACAACCAUUGGCAGGAGGACUGGUUUGUCAAACUGAAAUAAGUAGGAGAAGCUAUAAGACAUUCUGCAAGAUAUAAAAAUAUCUUCAUACUAUGGAAAUGGGCAUGGUGACAGGCUCCAGGAGCCACCCAAGUCUGUUGUUCCAGAUCUAAAACUGCCAAAUGAUUACUCAGUAUUAACCAACACAAGUCAUAGACAAAAUGGACAAAAGUGAUGGCCAGGAAAAAAAGCAGUGACAAGGCAAGCACAUAAAGCUACUGCUCCUCUUCCAACAUCCACUGAUACAGUCCUAAUACUACUUGUGAGUUCAUGACUGUGCAGCUGUAACAUAACACAAGGCACGAGGAUUAAACAUUUCCAUUCAGGAGACGCUUCUGAUACCUUGUUGAUCUGAUGACGGUGAUUGAGGGAUGGGACUCUAGAUGGGUGUAAACAAGAAGUCGAGAAGUUGAAGUCGAAGUCAUUUAUUGUCAGCAGCUCUUCUGCAAUUAUACAGUCUCUAACAAUACUUGUCAACAUUUGAUUGGUCAUUACUCUCUAUCCAUAAUACACCAGACAACUCAUUGGCUACAAGUUAGUUACUGCUAUCUGAAGACUAUUGGUUAAUUAAAUCUUACAAGCACAAGCACAACGUCUUAUACACUUUUAGUUCAAGGCAAAAAAAUUUCCACUGUUUAAGGAAUGGCCAAAUGUUUCUGUUAACUGCAGUCUUGCAUGUUUUCCUUUAGAUAAAACUCAGCAUUCUUGUCUUGUUCUUCCUCCUACAUUCCCGUUUGCUGCUCCCAAGGCUUCUGGCCCACCAAGGUCAAGAUGUCCUCAUCAAUCACUAACUUUACAGCACUCUCAGUCCUUCUUCCCAGAAGUCCUCAUACAAUCUGACUGCUUUAAUAAACUAGUAGGCUGGAGUAUACAACACACAAACACAGUUAUCCUCAGAACAUGGGCCAAAGUAUUCCUGAACUGUAUUAGCAAUCAUAUUUACUCACAAACACAGGAAUUCAUAGUCCUCAUAGGGACUUAUGCAUGUAUCACAGGAUAAAAUACCCUUCAGCUAUGAAUGUCUAGAUCUAUUCCAUGCUCUAUACUUCUUCCAGGCACUGUUAGUUCUCUCUUUUUUUUUUUUUUUUCUUUUUCUUUUUUCUUUUUUUUUUCUUUUCCUUUUUUUCCCCCCCUAGUAAUAAUUUUUUAUUUUUCUAAUUUUCUACUUUUUUGAUCUAUUGCAGGCGUUACACUAGGAUUCAGACAGAGAAUAGAAACUUCUUUUAUAUAUAUUUUUUGUAUAUUUCCUGUAAUGUCAUACUACUAACUUAAUGCGCUGAGCAAGAGUCUACAAACCCAACCAUAGUGAAACUACCCCAGGCAGUGUUAAUGAACAAAAUGCCUCCCUCCAUAUCUCCAUAGAACAAUGACAGUAAGGUUCAAAUAAGAAAUCUCAGUCACAUAACAGUGUUUUGAUCUGAGAAAAAGUCCACAGAUUCCUAGCGUGGUCCCCUCUGGAGACUUGUGUAUUCCUUGUGGAUUGCAUCCCAGAUUAUUUAUUGUGGAUCAUUUACCACUGAUGUAGCAGCUGGGCUGCUAAGGCAUUAGUCAAUCCCUUUCAGGAAUGACUAGUUCUAGUUCUAGUGUCUCACUGAUCUCAGCACUACGCAGCAGUUUCUGAUCACCAACAUCAACAUUUAGGGUGUUAUUUUCAAAUACCAAUUUCACACUCCAGAAACCUUACUGGAUUGCUUUUCCUGUCUACCAUUAACACUCACCACCUGCAUCUCUAAUGUAACCUCUCCUAGCUACUCCUCUCAGUUCCCCUCCUCCCUGUUUCUGUCUUUGGAGGUGAAAAUGCAGAAUGUCUCUAUCCUGCAGUGCAGCCACAGCCCAGGUGACUUCCCAGCAUGUCUCCCAGCAUUUGCAUCAUCUACACUGAAAUAAGAAAUCUCAUGUGGAAGGUAUCCUGAACUGCAUUCAUGGUGCAUCCUUUCGUGAUAAUGAAGGGCUUUGUUGUAAUUUGCCACGAAGAUUAAAAAAAAGAAAGAAAGAAAAAAAAAA
This is a messenger RNA of Tyto alba (common barn owl), 2908 nucleotides long. RefSeq names its product C-type lectin domain family 12 member A-like. The transcript is spliced from 7 exons. Gene Ontology annotation, cellular component: external side of plasma membrane. The record is from RefSeq and is a predicted model, not a curated record. The coding region runs from base 137 to 907 and encodes 256 amino acids. Gene Ontology annotation, biological process: natural killer cell inhibitory signaling pathway; negative regulation of signaling receptor activity. Gene Ontology annotation, molecular function: signaling receptor regulator activity; protein phosphatase binding. NCBI's taxonomy places the organism in Eukaryota, Metazoa, Chordata, Aves, Strigiformes, Tytonidae.